AUGUACAACUGCUUGCGCGAACAACGCUCCAACUUGCCACAUUGGCGCUGCAAGAACUGUGGAAGGAGGCAUUAUUUUAACACACACACACACUGCUACUUCUGUGGCCUUCGCUGCUCCUCUCUACAUGUUAUCAAGCUUCUGAAAGCAUACGUCAAAGAAGAUCAGUCUAAGGUGCCAUAUGUAGCCAACUUGGUACAAGCGACGCAUUCCUCCAAGAAACAGGCCAUGCACUUCAUAGAAGCAAUGCGUGACAUGGAGAGUCGUGCCGGCACACUUUGUGCAGCUACGUUGAAGCUAUCUGGCAAUGUGGAGUGCGAUGGUACGUCACUUGGCAAGUUCUACGUGGGUCAAGGAUGCGUCAGAUUUCAGAAGGAAAUUUUGAACAUCCAACAGAAAGAGAUCAAUGCAGGAAGGACACCACCGAAGUCGCUUUGCGUGCAUAUCCAAUGUCUCGGCGCUUUUCAACGAGCUGGACCAGCCGUGUUGCAUCUCAGCGGUCCGCGAGUCACCAAAAUCGGCAGCAAACCACCGACGGAGAGCUUGUCUGAAAUUCGUGAAAGCCGCUUGCUAGACAACAUUCCGAAGAGGGCUCAUGGCAAAACGAAGAUCUUUUCGGAUGGAAAUCGCAGCUGGGAAUCGCAUGCCAAAUCCUUGAAAAUACCCCAUGGUAAAGUGUGUCAUCAAAACAAAGAAUGGACGAAAAAGAUUCGCAAAGGUAGAAGCCAGAACAUUUCCAAAGUAGCCGGCACGCAAAUUGCUGACCGUUUCUUGGCUGUCCUUGAAGAAAUUCAUUCCAAGUAG
Cladocopium goreaui is the source of this 804-nucleotide messenger RNA. The record is from the annotation of a GenBank genome assembly. Lineage: Eukaryota; Dinophyceae; Suessiales; Symbiodiniaceae.